Messenger RNA from Coturnix japonica (Japanese quail), 1985 nucleotides. RefSeq names its product hyaluronan binding protein 2 (gene HABP2). The record is from RefSeq and is a predicted model, not a curated record. NCBI's taxonomy places the organism in Eukaryota, Metazoa, Chordata, Aves, Galliformes, Phasianidae. Gene Ontology annotation, biological process: proteolysis. Gene Ontology annotation, molecular function: serine-type endopeptidase activity; calcium ion binding.
GGUAGCUCACCCUCAAAUAAUUGUGCCUUAUCUGAAAAAAUGUAGGACAACAAGAAAAAGCAUAUUUCAGUUCAAAUAGAGCAGCAUGAGGAUGGUUAAUGGUGCUUUGACCCUUCAGGUUCUCCCACUGGUUCUUUUCCUAGGGAACACCUAUGUGUCUCCUUCCUGGUCCUCCCUGGUCAGCCUGCUGAAUGAUGAAGCUGAUGAGUACGAUGAGUACUAUGAUGAAUACACGCAGGUGGAGGAGGAACCCUCCAAAGACUUUAUGCUCUUGGGGGAUCCCGACUGGAUCGACCUAUACCCUCACUACAGAGAAAUCCAGCAAGAAGAUCUGUGCUCCCCAAACCCCUGCAAGAACAACGGCUGGUGUGAGAUGAGAGGAAGCCAUUUCACCUGCCACUGCCCCAGGCCCUAUACCGGGGAUACCUGUGAGAAAGUGGAGGACACGUGUGUGGACAACAACUGUGCCAGAGGAGACUGCCUUGUUAUGUUAACCAAACCUUACUAUCAGUGCAGCUGUAGCCAUCCCUACAAGUUACCAGACUGCCGGCAAGCUUCUUCACAAUGCAGGCCAAACCCAUGCAAAAAUGGAGGAAUCUGUAUGCGGCACAAAAUCAGAUCAAAAUUCACCUGCAAGUGCCCUGAACCUUACCAAGGGAGGUUCUGUGAGAUCGGACCGGAUGAUUGUUAUGAAGAGGACUCCUUUUAUUACAGAGGAAGAGUAAACCAAGCAGAGAAUGGCAGGACUUGUCUGCACUGGAAUUCCCACUUGCUCUUGGACUUCUCUAUUAAUGCAUUUAUGGAGGAUGCUGAGUCUUAUGGCAUUGGGGAGCAUAACUUCUGCAGAAAUCCUGAUGAGGAUCAAAAGCCCUGGUGCUUCGUCAGAAAAAAUGGUAAAGUGGAAUGGGACUUCUGUGCUGUUUCACCAUGCUCUGGAACAGUACAUGUUGCUGUUUCUUCCAAAGCAGCUGUGGGGACCCAAGAGCAAGAAAAUGAAAUGUUCAAAACCUGUGGAAAACCAGAAAGUCAAAGGGGGCUCAAGAGAAUCUAUGGUGGAACUAAGACUACAGCUGGCAAGCACCCCUGGAUGGUAUCUCUGCAGAACAAGUCUUCUGGAAGAGCAAGACACUUUUGUGGUGGAGUGCUAAUUAAAUCAUGCUGGGUUCUUACUGCUGCACACUGCAUUGAAGACCGAGCAGAAGAUCUCCAAGUGGCCCUGGGAAAGCAAAACCUCAAGAGGAAAGAGCAGCAAGAACAAAUAUUUGAUGUGGAGAAGGUCAUCGUACAUCACAGAUACAGCGUGGAGGCCGAUGUCCCAUACAAUGAUAUUGCAUUAAUUAAGUUGAAGCCGAUCGAUGGUCAGUGUGCCAUAGAAUCAAAGUAUGUGAAAACAGCAUGUCUGCCUGAUUUUGAAUUUCCUGUUGGGACUGACUGCUUCAUUUCAGGAUGGGGUGAGACGGAGACAGAUGACAUGUCCCUUCAGCUGUUAGAUGCCAGUGUCAAGCUGAUUUCACAGAAGCAAUGCAGUGCACCCAAAGCAUAUGAUCAGAGGCUGGAUGAAAGCAUGUUCUGUGCAGGAAACCUUCGGAGAGGUAGAACUGAUUCUUGUCAGGGAGACUCUGGAGGUCCUCUAACAUGCAUAGAAAAUGGUUUCUAUUAUGUAUAUGGCAUUGUGAGCUGGGGUGAUCAGUGUGGUUUAAAAAACAAGCCAGGAGUUUAUACUCAGGUGACAUCAUUUCUCCGUUGGAUUAAAAACAAAAUUCAGACUGAGUGAGUCAUUAUCAGAUCAAUAGGUAACAGCUUUCGUAUGACAAAGGAAUUUCCAGGGCAUCAGGAUUAACUGUGACCUGCUGAGAUCCUUCCAGCCCCACUUGGUCCUGUAAGAUCAAACACAACUACAUCAUGAAGAUGGCUGAAAGCAGAAAGCUUAACUCUUAUUCUAUAAAUAUACUUAUCAAUUAAAAAUUACCUCAACUUGAAACAAC